Molecule: messenger RNA, 1260 nt
Organism: Parnassius apollo (apollo)
Lineage: Eukaryota; Metazoa; Arthropoda; Insecta; Lepidoptera; Papilionidae
Source: the annotation of a GenBank genome assembly
AUGUUUGCAGCGACCCAUUCAUGCUUUUGCGAUCGAGUGGCAACAUCAGACUACAACAAGCUGUCAACGCCGUCUCAAAUUCGGAGAAAGAAAAUAGAUGUAUUUAACAACACGAACUGUACCAAAAUAGAAUGUCCGACAGAAGAGAAACGUAUGUGCGUCAAGUUAAUAAAUAAAAGGGAAUACGACUCGAAAAAUAUUUACAUAAUGGUUAUUAAUAAAUGCGAAAUUGGAUAUAUUAAAUGUCAUAAAGGACUAGAAGCAAAGGUAGUGCCGAUGAAGAACUGCCUUCACAAGCUCGCUAUUGAAAAUCCAACUAAAACACAUCACAACAACUAUUCCGGAUCAGGAAGAAAUCGACGAAAGUUUGUUUCCUCUUUCAAUAAGCCGCAGAAGAAAAUAAAUUAUUCCAAACUUUAUUUUGGGACUCAUAAAAGGAGAGAUUUUUCCGAGACUGAAGAAGAACAUUCUAAAGUUAAAGAGGGUGAUAGCAACGUAGACCAAAGUAAAGAUGAAAAGACUGCUUCAUCAAAUGAAGAUGAUAAUAUACAGAAUAAUGUUAUAUUUCAAAUACGGGAAAUUGAUAACGGUGACGAAUCAGCUAACGAAGGAAGCUUUGUAGGUGACGCCGAAUUCGAAGCUAAAUCUGAUAAUGGUGAGGAAAUAUCACCUACUAACAAUAAAGAAUCACAAGAAAGUGAACAAGAGGGUAGUAUUCGAAACGUGGACGAAACACAAAACGUAGACGCAGAAGACCAAAAAAGCGAUAAUGAAGUAUCCUUGAUUAAACUUGAAGUUAAUGAAAAUAUUAACUCAACUAAUGGAGUAGAAGGUCUGGAACCAAAUGAACAAGAUAAAGAAAGCGUAGAAAGUGAAAUAACGGAAGAAAAUCAAUUGAAUGAAAUCAAUACAGAAAAUACUGACGACGAUAGCAAAAACGGAAAAAUUAUGGAAUACUAUGAAUUAUCGGAGGAAGACAACAAAGUAGCUUUUUCAUCAGAAUUGAUUAAAAAUAAUGCAACGGGUGAGAAGAAGAGCAACACUUCAAACAAGACCACUCACAAAGCACUUAUCGACCACUCCGACGUGGUAUAUUAUAAUGAUGUGGACAAGGAGCAAUAUAAUAAGGACUGUCCGUCCGUUUGUCCAGCUCGGGAUGUAAUGGUUUGUGCUCGUAAAGAAGACGGUGAAUACAAAACUUUCUUGAGCGUAUGUCAUCUCAGAAAAGACAACUGUGAUAAUCCUAAUUACAGUGAGUAA